Mesorhabditis spiculigera is the source of this 1191-nucleotide messenger RNA. Lineage: Eukaryota; Metazoa; Nematoda; Chromadorea; Rhabditida; Rhabditidae. The record is from the annotation of a GenBank genome assembly.
AUGCCGGCCGAGGAAAAGCUGCUGAAACAGAUGACGCCCAACAAAAUUGAUGAUCUCUUAAACCUGGGUCGUUAUUCCUUACUGGUAUGUAUCGCUUGCGAAUUGAUCGUCCUCAUGCAAGCUGGAAACUUGUUGUUUAUGGUUUUUGGGGGUGCCCCUCCCCAGCUAACUGGUUGCAGAAACGUGAGCAUCGCCACGGGUCUGACCGGCCAGCAAAAAGAGGCGGCGGUUUGUCGGGCUCGUAAUAGCACGGAUUGUCUUGUGGAAUGGGAUCCGGCUUUUCGUUCCGUCAACGUCGAGUUCAACUACAUAUGCGAAGAUUCCGCCCUAAUAAAAGACAGCACAUCCAUCCAAAUGCCAAUGCUAAUCUCCGUCUGUCUGACCGGCCUGUUCGGGACGUUAGCCGCCUUUGCAAAUUCGUUGACCUUGUUCACUUUCCUACGCUUUUUAACGAUAUUUUUUAAUACUGGCCAUGUGGUGAUUGUGGUGGUGUACAUGUGCGAAACGCUACCCACCCGCCACCGAAUGUGGCUGAAUUUUGUGAUCAAUUGGUCCCCAAAUAUUUUACUGGUUACGGUACUGGCAUGGUGGCUGGGGGAAUGGAGAAGCCUUGAAUUAACGCUAAAUCUGUUGUCGAUACCGAUUGUUAUUUUACUAUUUUUUUCCGAAGAAUCCGUAUACUGGUUAGUCCGGGAAGCGGCUGCGGACUAUCGUUGGCAACGACUCGGUCGUAUGACGGCCCACUACAUCUUUGCCGGAUAUGCCACUUUUGCGGUAUUGGCGAUUAUUGGGUUGCAGUUGAUUGAUGCUGACAAGUCACUUGCUGAGGUGGUUCUUGUAAUUACAGCUAGCUCGAUGGCAUCUCAGAUCUUUUUGACGAAUCAAGUGACUUGCUCGGAAAUUUACCCGACUCCUAUCCGAAAUAUUGCCUAUGCGAUGACACAACUUAGCGGAAGUACUGGAUCCGUCUUUGGGGUCCAGCUAUUCAAAUUGAAAUCGAUAUCGCCGUCUCUUCCCUAUGCCGUUAUGACCUUAAUUAUAAUCCUGGAAACAUCGCUGUUUUUCUUUUUCAUCCCAGAAUCAAAGGGGCAACCUCUUGUCGAAACGAUGCCUUCAAAAGAUCUGAGCAUCGCAAAAACUUGCUCGCGUAUCCGCACUGGCGAGGAUGCAGAAAAAGCCGAAAAAUCGCCU